Messenger RNA from Cryphonectria parasitica EP155, 1158 nucleotides. RefSeq lists its product as uncharacterized. Gene Ontology annotation, molecular function: metal ion transmembrane transporter activity. The record is from RefSeq and is a predicted model, not a curated record. The transcript has 2 exons. NCBI's taxonomy places the organism in Eukaryota, Fungi, Ascomycota, Sordariomycetes, Diaporthales, Cryphonectriaceae. The annotation marks the transcript as partial. Gene Ontology annotation, biological process: zinc ion transport; transmembrane transport. Gene Ontology annotation, cellular component: membrane.
CUAAUUGUACAUAUCCAGUUGGUGAUGGCUCUUGCCUCGUUCCUCGCCGGUGCUCUACCUCUAUCGAUGACCCUCAGCCAAUCACAAUUACGCUUAAUAUCGAGCAUAGGAGUUGGAAUACUCGUCGGCACAUCCUUGAUUGUCAUUGUACCGGAGGGUGUUGAGGCUGUUGCGUCUUCAGGGGCCGGGGCACACGAACCACGCGGCUUAAGAUCGAUCGUCGCAGCGCGCCAGGUGCCGCAGCCCAUAUUGCCUCGAGACUUACCUGCGAUAAAAAUUGUGGAGGAAUCGCCUGUCGAUCAUGGCACAAUUAUACGCGAAGCACUGGAAAAAAGGGACGAUGCGCCAAUAGCAGAAGGGGAUGCGCCGGCUGAGCCACCAAAGGGAGACGUAGUGCAGCACGAGGACGAUGGCUUCCCAACAUUCUAUAUCGGAUUCUCCUUGAUGCUGGGCUUUGUCCUCAUGUUCUUGAUUGACAGACUACCGCAACACGCCACCGACGGGUUGAACAGGGUCCCAGCAACACGGCAUAUCAGUCUGGACAACCUCGGCUCCUCAAGCGUCAAUGGCGAGGGUGAAGACGAGCAUGACGGCUUCUUGAGCUCCUUAUCGCCGUCACCGAGACAGUCGAGGAGUCUUGCAACCACCGUGGGCCUAGUGAUCCAUGCGGCGGCGGAUGGGAUCGCAAUGGGCGCAUCGGCAACGACGAGCGACAUGAAGCUAGGAAUUAUCAUCUUUGUUGCGAUCAUGGUUCACAAGGCGCCUGCGGCCUUCGGGUUGACAUCAUUGCUGCUCAGGCAGGGGCUAUCAAAACGGGCUGCUCGAGGACACUUGAUGGCGUUUAGUCUGGCAGCGCCUGUCGGUGCGCUUGGCUCCUUCAUCCUCGUGUCGAUCCUUGGUGGUGGGAACAUGGACGGCCCCACGGGGCAGUGGUGGACCGGCAUGCUUCUCUUGUUCUCCGGCGGCACUUUCUUAUAUGUUGCCAUGCACGCCAUGCAGGAGGAGCCAUCUGCACAACCACACGACCACCAUUCGUCUAUGAACGGCUACGCAGACAGCCCGCAGAGGAAACCUGGGCGACCGCAAGUGAGAGAUACAGUGGCCACUGUAGGUGGUAUGCUUCUACCUCUUCUCACACAGUUUGGGCACCAUCAUUGA